This is a messenger RNA of Closterium sp. Naga37s-1, 366 nucleotides long. NCBI's taxonomy places the organism in Eukaryota, Viridiplantae, Streptophyta, Zygnematophyceae, Desmidiales, Closteriaceae. The record is from the annotation of a GenBank genome assembly.
AUGCCGAUGAUAGCUCCCAGAGGCAGGCCGGACGAGGAGGAGGAGGGGGAGGAGGAAGUGGAGGGAGGUGUAUCUGUGGAAGGAGGAGGAGGAGGAGGAGGAGGAGGAGGAGGAGGAGGAGGAGGAGGAGGAGGAGGAGGAGGAGGAGGAGGAGGAGGAGUGCUGGUGGAUGGAGGAGGAGGAGGGGGGCUAGCAGGAGAGCCAGGGGAAGGGGCAGGGCUGUUGGAGCAGGAGGAGCAGAAGUCGGGGCAGGCGAGGCAGAACUGCGAGGAGCGGCUCCAUGAGGAGCGGGAGACUCCCAAGGUUGGGUGGAACGGUGCCCGAGAGAUUAUUGGAGGCGAAGCUCCUGUAAGGAGGCAGAAGUAG